AAGGCCGGCACGGCACCCGAGUGAGCGGGUGGCCAACGCAAAGACAAAGAUCCCCCCUAUAGCGUCUUUACCACACUGCUGGAGAGAGUGAUGUUCGUGAGCACCUAUGCAGAAGGCCGGCACGGCACACGAGGGGGUGGGUGGCCAGCACCACGCACACAGACACACUCACUCUCCUCCCCACCUUCCUCUCGCUCUCUGACACCACGCUCCAUCCCCUCCCUCCCCCCUCUCUCUCCUCCCUCCUGCCUUCGCGCCCAGUUGAAAUGAGCUCAUGUGUGAGAGUGUGAGACUAAGCGAGCGUUCGGGGAGAGAGAUCACCGUUUGCUAUGACGGUCUCUUGUUUUGUUUUGACUGCCGACCGUCCAGGCGCGCGCACAUUUGCUCCAUGACUCCAAGCAGGACCUCUCUGUCUGCCAAGGCGAACAGCAAAAUCACCAACAUCCUCACCGACAUCAUCAUCAUCAUCUGCUGCUGCCGCUGCAUCUCGCCGAACAGAACAGCGGCCCUGGCUAUAAUUCCGCACGCGUUCAGAGAAGAUUACAGAGCGGACAAGGACUCGCUGGUGCGGCUGAAGAGCCUCGUACGGGACAGGCAGGGAGCACAGCGGGAGGAGGAGGAGGAACGCGGCCGUGCUGUCCGUCGCUCCUGAAUUCAUGCACUCAUAUGAAGAUACUCAGCCCAGAACAGGCUGCAGAGAUGCGCAUCAAGGCUGCGUUCAGCACAGCGCGGGUCUGGCUGCCUCUACUCACACUGGGCUUCUGCGGAUUUGCACACAAGCUUUCAGCCCCGAUGGGCCGACUACGGGCGCCCCCGUUCAUGCGCUCGUGGCGCUCGUUCUGCAACAGCGACCGUGGAGCUCGCUACGAGACGCGUCUCAGUAAACACGCGAGAAAGAGACAACGCACCGGACGGCCCUCAACGAGAAAUUAUGCGCAGUCGGCAGCAGAGAGGCUCCGCGCUGCACAGUGCGGCACGUGGCUCCGCAACCCCAACGGGGGGUCCUUCUCCUCCUCCAACUACCCUGGAAACUACCCCCCCGACAAGGAGUGCAUCUACAUCCUGGAGGCCCCGCCGCGGCAGCGCACGGAGCUGCACUUCGACGAGCCGUACUCAGUGGAGCCGUCGUGGGAGUGCAAAUUCGACCACCUGGAGGUGCGCGACGGCCCCUUCAGCUUCUCACCGCUCAUCGGCCGCUUUUGCGGCACCGAGCGCCCCCCGCCCAUCACUUCCAACGGCCGCUUCAUGUGGAUCAAGUUCUACUCCGACGGCGAACUCGAGUCCAUGGGCUUCCGCGCUUAUUACACCUUCCUGCCCGACCCAGAUUUCAGCCACAUGGGCAGCAUCAUCCACCCGCUCCCAGCGUGUGAGUUUGAAGUCAGCGGCGCAGAGGGAAUCCUCAAGUCAGCACAGCUCGAAACCGAGAGCAAGGCAACGGCCAACGAAGCCAUCGACUGCUUUUGGACUAUCCGGGCCACCCCCAAUUCACGGAUCUACCUGCGCUUCCUCGACUACCAGAUGCACCACUCCAACGAGUGCAAGCGCAACUUCAUCGCCGUGUACGACGGCUCGCGGCUCAUCGACAACCUAAAGGCAAAGUUCUGCAGCACGGUGGCGAGCGAUGUGAUGCUGCAGUCGGGCCUGGGCGUCGUGAGGAUGUGGGCUGACGAGGGCAGCCGCACCAUGACGCACUUCUCCAUGCUCUUCACCUCCUUCCUCGACCCCCCGUGCGAUGGCAGCAUGUUCUUCUGCCACAGCAACAUGUGCAUCAACAGCUCGCUUGUGUGCAACGGCGUGCAGAACUGCGUCUACCCUUGGGACGAGAAGCACUGCAAAGAGAAGCGCAAGGGCAGCCUCUUCCAGCAGAUGACAACCACCAACGGCACGCUUAUCGGCGUCUGCUCGGGCCUCGUGGUGGUGCUCAUCGUGAUCUCCGUCUACGUGCAGCUCAAGCAGCCGCGCAAGAAGCUUCUCCCGCAGCGUGGGACGAGUGCCGGGGCCUGCGGCGGUGCCGCCAGCGGCUCGGGCAGCACUGAUGCCGCCUGCCUGCAGGAGGUCCUGGAGCCCCCCCUCUACGACCUCUUCUCCGCCGCCAAGCCCAGUGGGGGGCCGGCACGUGACGGCAGAGGGGACGGCGCACGCAACCACGGCACGGGCACGCUGACCGGCUGCCGGCACGACUCCGUCACCAUGCUGCAUGGCCAAGCAUCUUCUUCCGCCGCUGGCGCCUUCGCCGAAACCUUCUCCACCACUAUUGGCGGUGGCGGGGCACAGGCGGGUGCGGCGUGUGAGCGCAGAGAACUUCACCGGUGCGCGUCGCUCACGCGUUGCGUGCACGAGCACCACUGCGGCUCCGGCCGGCCGGGCACCCUGCCCUCCUCCUCCUCGGCCGCGGUGGCCAUUGGUGGCAGUGGUGGCGGCGCCGCGUGCAUGGCCCGCAGCACGCUUAGCUUGCGCGACCUGAUAUUGCGUCAGGAUGCGCCACACAUGUGCACUGCGUCGGGGGUCGACUGCGGUCACGUCGACCGCCGGAUGGCGUGCAGUGGCGGAGGAGGCGGCAGCAACAGCGCGAGCGUCAGCGGCAGCAGCAGCAGCGGAGGCGGAGUCCGAACAGGUGGAGGAUUUGGGGUUCAUGCCGCCCAUCGGCUGCCUGGCAGUGCCAUGCAACAGCACCACCACCAUCACCACCAUCAACAAGACCUGCUACACCACCAAGACCUCCACCAUCACCACCACCAGGACCUGCUCAGCCAGGAGUUUCUUCACCACCAAGACGUCCACCAGCACCACCAUCAUCACCACCAGCAACAGCAGCAUCAGCAGGACCUUCACCAACAUCACCACCAGCAGCAACAGCAUCAUCAUCAUCAGCCGCACCACCACCAUCACCACCACGAGCAGCAGCAGCAGCACCAGCAGCAGCACAUGGCACUGUCGGCGCACUCGCUGCACGCGUUUCAGUCGCCGGGGGCAAGCGGGCCCGCCGAGGGCCGUGGCCGCAAGAGGAUAUUCACGGUGAAGCGCGGCCUCCCGCUCCCGCCCCACCGCGGCGACCCAGCAAACGACCCCCGCGAGCCGGAGGUGGACGACGAGAGCGAGUGCGAGUGUGACGAAUGCUCGUGUGAGUGUGACGGCCCCGUGCUGCGCUCUGCCUCCAUCCACUUUUAAGCUGCCGCAACCGCCGCCGUUGUGGUGGCGCUGCUCGACUCCUCGUUCUCCGCAGUCCCGUUAUCCGCGUCGCCGAUGAUCGCCACGUUUUUUUAUUAAUCACUUUUUUAUGGUGGUGGUGGUCCUGGUUACUUAGUGGCUCUGUAAACACCGGGAAUGAAAAGUAGCCACGGAUCUAAUACUGCCCUGGUCAGAACCCUAACUAACUAACCGACCAGGCAAACCACUUUCAAGUACUAGCCCCUAUUCUGACCAUAACCGACUAGGCAACCUGACAUUAUUACUAGCCUUCCCAGUGACCAUAACGCUAACCCAGUGACCAACCAAAUGCUAGCCCUAACCAAAUAGCCAACCAGACACCAGUACUCGGUCUGUAACUGACACCCUAACCCCACCAUUCACAUUUCGUCGGACCUUACUGCAGUUCACAGUGCAGUAAUGGCGCACGGAGCUCUGCGCUUUGAGCUGUCGACGUACCAUCCCUUCAGAACUGAUAAAAAUGAGCACCACUUUGUGAAAAUUCAAAGGGUGGUUCCCUCGAGAGAAUGGCCCCUACCACAGGAACGUGGGCUUUCCACCACUGGCUCUGAGCACUGCACAGAGUUCGUUUGAGCAGGGAGAGGUGACCGGGUCACUAUGAAAUCAGAUUGUUGUGCCGACACUGAAGCGAACCUGGGUUCGAAUCCAGGUUGCAGUCGCCCAUGAUUUAGCUGGCUUUUUACAUGUAGCGGGUUGAUGUUCUCAAACCAGUCAUCAAUGGCUGCACUAAAAAAAAUCAUACUAAUUUAGUUUUGGCCUUAAUUCAACUAAAUUCCAGCUCCGAUAACAUUGAAAAGUAUCGGUCGCACCGUCAAGCGACAAACGAAAAUAUGAUGCCCACCUCUUGUGGAUAACGAGGUGACUUCAAGACAUUUGGGAAGCAGUUCUGCGUGCCCUCCUGCGUACAAAUGUAAUUAAUUUGCUAGUCGCCUGUGGCUUCAAUAACGUCACCCACCGAUGGCUUUACUUGAACUGAACAACUCUAGCUCAACUGCAUCACACACGCAACAGGCUUUAGCUAUUUGCCCCUGCAAUAUGCAAAUGAGCACAUUUUAAUUUGUCUUCGUUGCUCGGCAACAGAGAUGAGCGCUGCCCCGUCGCGCGCCAGAGCUCACGGGACACUUCGCCUUUUGACUCCCGAGUCUGCUAAUUAAAAUCCUUCCCUAUUUAAUCUAAUCAGUUUUGUUUUGCGACACCAAAACAGCCGAUAAUAGAAAGGGAAAAAAAACUGCUUGGAUAUCAGCCGUUUACAAAUCCCCACAGUGUUUUAAUUCAAGGCCUCGCAUCGUAACAUUUGAUCUCCGACUGACUCCAAGCUCAGUGAAACUGCUCUGACAAUGUAACGCGGUGAAGUAAAGUGAACCAGACAAUACGGCACAAUCACAGCAAUGCCCGUGGCUCCUCGGUGGCCGCCCUAGGCUCAAGCAAACCAAGCAAAAUAUUCAGGGCACAAGUAGCACAAGGUGCCCUCGAAUCAUGGCAUUGUCGCAGCGAAUCUUUCCAUGGCCUAGCCCCAUCUUAUAUUGCCUCUCUCAUCUCCUUGCAUGUCCCCUCUCGUCCUCUUCAUUCCCAAUUUUCUGUCUCUCUCUCUGUCCCUCCUCCUCUCCGUGCCCAGUCCCAUUUUCGGUUCUUUUCCCUCCUUGCACUUCUCCACUGGAAUCAACUUUCCUUGUACAUAAAGCCUCACCCCUUCUAUAUUGCCCAUUCUCUUACCUCCCCUCAUCCCUCCACUCCUUCGCGUCCCUCCCCUCCCCUUUUGUGAUCCCUAAAUACAGUAAAACCUUGGAUUGCGAGCAUAAUUCAUUCCGGAAACGUGUUUGCAAUCCAAGCACUCGUAUAU
Petromyzon marinus (sea lamprey) is the source of this 5047-nucleotide messenger RNA. RefSeq names its product neuropilin and tolloid-like protein 1. Lineage: Eukaryota; Metazoa; Chordata; Hyperoartia; Petromyzontiformes; Petromyzontidae. The record is from RefSeq and is a predicted model, not a curated record. Gene Ontology annotation, molecular function: ionotropic glutamate receptor binding. Gene Ontology annotation, cellular component: postsynaptic density.